Molecule: messenger RNA, 1423 nt
Organism: Octopus bimaculoides (California two-spot octopus)
Lineage: Eukaryota; Metazoa; Mollusca; Cephalopoda; Octopoda; Octopodidae
Product: tRNA 2'-phosphotransferase 1
Biological process (GO): tRNA splicing, via endonucleolytic cleavage and ligation
Molecular function (GO): tRNA 2'-phosphotransferase activity
Source: RefSeq, a predicted model, not a curated record
UCUCGUUUUCCUCUUUAAUCGCUUCUUCGUAAAACGUCUUUCAGUUUCAGUUUAUUAAUGGAAUCUUGGCUGAUAAUUUAUACUCAUUCUCUUAAAUUCUUCAAAACGAUUUCCAUUUCAUUACUUUUCUCUGCAUUGAAAUAUUUAACUUCUCCCUUUCCUCAUGCAUUUUUGCCUCUUUACAAUCAUUUACAAAUGACCCGAAAUAAGUCGAAGCAAAGGAAAAGAAAAGAUAGAAAUCAGGAAACGGAAAAAGUUAGUAACCAGGGCGUGAGUAAAGACAAGAACAGAUCCACCAAGUAUGAGGUUAAGAUGUCCAGAAGGUUAGUUUCUAUCUUACGACAUAAUGCUAUGAAGUUGAAUAUUAAAAUGGAUGCAAGAGGCUUUGUUAAAGUAAAUGAUUUACUCAGGAGAAAUGAAUUUAAGAAUUUAGAUCAUAAUGCCAUCAAACAUAUUGUGGAAACCAAUGACAAGCAGAGACUUUCUUUAAAAUAUGAAGACAACGAGCUAUUAAUUCGAGCAAAUCAAGGUCAUUCAAUCCAUAUAGAAAAUCUUGCUUUGAAGCCAAUAUUAAAAGGAGAGAAUUUCGAUAAUGUAAUUCAUGGAACCUAUCUCAAAGCGUGGCAUAGUGCGAUCAAAAAGGAAGGCCUGAGCAGAAUGAACAGAAUGCACAUCCAUUUUGCCAUUGGAGAACCCGGUGAACGUGGAGUGGUUAGCGGCAUGCGCUCAUCUUGUCAGGUUAUGAUUUAUUUAAAUCUGGAUUUAGCUUUAAAUGAUGGACUGACAUUUUUCUUAUCCGAGAACAAUGUAAUCCUCACUGAAGGAGAUAAGGAUGGAUUUGUUAGACCAAAAUAUUUCCAAAAAGUCAUUGAAAGAAAGUCGAGACGAUGUCUUUUUACCCAAUAAAUGGAUUCUUUACGUUUAACGUACCCUUUUUUACUUCAGUAAAUAGUUUCACAUUGUUUUUCUAAUUCUUUGUAAUUCUAAACAGCUAUUUUCAUACUUAUACUUUUGUUGCAUAUAUGAAUUUUCCUAAAGUCCUCUCCCCAUCUCAAGAUUUUCCCCACAAAUUACUUUAUAAUCGUAAUGGUAAAAUUAUUAAUUGUUGAUUUAUUAAUAAAUUGAUAAACCUUUACCCUUUUAAUUGUAAUAUAUAUAUAUAUAUAUAUAUAUAUAUAUGUAUGUAUGUAUAUAGGUAAUCUUUCAGUUUCGAGGGGUUAAAUAAAUUACAAGGGAAAUAACUGAACGUUUUACCAGUAUUAUCCGUACUACUUUGUUUAUAAAUAAAUCACGUGAUUUGAUUGACGUUAACUGUUUAUAUAUAAAUCACACACGUGAUUGAAUAUCAUAGUUUCUUAUGAGAAAUCGAAAAUGCCUCGUGGAAGACCGGCUGCACAACAUCUAACCCUAACCCUAAACUUUU